This is a messenger RNA of Danio rerio (zebrafish), 3282 nucleotides long. The record is from RefSeq and is a predicted model, not a curated record. Lineage: Eukaryota; Metazoa; Chordata; Actinopteri; Cypriniformes; Danionidae.
UUCUCCGCCUUUCUAGUUUCAUUUCGGCAACAGACAGAGUUGUGCGUAGUCAUAGCUUCUCCUUCACGAACGAUGGCGGAACAAAUGUCUCUGUUGGGUCUCGAAGACGAGUUAACAUGCAGCAUCUGUUUAUGUCUAUUCGAUAACCCGGUAAGUUUAAUAUGUGGGCACAGCUUCUGCGCCAAUUGUCUCGAAGAGACGUGGAAAGACAAGAUUUCGUCUCUGUUCUGCCCUCAUUGCCGAAUGGCGUUCAGCAGUAAACCCGAACUCAAGAAGAACACUGUCCUCGGCGCGGUGCUGGAUGCCUAUAGAGUAAAAGCGGGCAUUUCGGAACCUGUCAAGAAUCCAGUUGAAGAGAAAAAGAAGGAUCCAGAUGCGAUUAAAUGUGACAGCUGUAUGGAAGCCAAAGCGGUCAAAACUUGUCUGACGUGUAUGGCGUCCUAUUGUGAAGAUCAUGUGAGGCCUCACCGAGAGAAUGCCAUUUUCCGGGCGCAUCAACUUUGUGAUCCGCUGCCAGAUCUAAUGGAGCGUCUCUGUUCCGAUCAUGGCAAACUGAUGGAGUUCUACUGCAUUCAGCACCAGAGCUGCAUCUGCAGCACCUGUCUUCAGUACAUUCACAAGGGCUGUGAGUUCAUCACCGCAGAUGAGCGGCGCUUCAAACAAAAGACUGAUCUGACUGACAAGCUAAACAUGAUUGAAGGCAAAAUGGACAAGAAUGAACAGGUUAUCACACAGAUGAAGGAGCAGCAAAAUAAAUUAAAGGAUCUAGCUGCCACCCGAAAGCGCAUUCUUGAGGCAGAAUAUAGCCAGAUCAGAGAAAUGAUCGACAGAGAUGAAAAAGAGGCCAUGCUGGCAAUUGAUAAGGAACAAGAGAGAGGUCAGAGCAAACUUGUCUCCUUGAUGAAGAAGUUUAAUGAGAAUAUUGAGAAGAUGGAAAGGACCAAGUGUGAGAUCAACAGUCUGCUGGACCAGUCGCAAUCACUCUCAUUUUUAAAGGCCUCCAUAGAUUUGCCCUCAGUGAUAAAUUUUGAGCCCUAUAACCCACGCAUGAAUUUGGACAGUAAAGAGGUGAUCGCUUACCACUCCUCUGCUGUUGCACUUAAAGAGUGGAUCACCAAGUUAAUGGAACAGUCAACAGAGAACAGAAUCUCUGUACUUAAACCAGGAUACCAGUCACCUGGAAUUCUUGGUGGGACUCCUGCAUUCCUGCCAAAUCCAAGAGAUAUGUCAUAUAUGCGACCACCCUGCUCUUCCAAACCCAAGGUCCUACCUUCUAAAAAGAAAAAUCCUGACAGGAGGGAUACUAAAGAGAAGCCAAACAGAUCCAAGAAUCCCACUCAAGGGAUAAAUCCAGUUUUCUCCAAAAGCAUGGACAACUUGAAUGAACUCAGACCUAAAACUGUAGACAUAAUUGACAUAAAUCAACCUGCAAGUUCAUCAGCUGUGCAAAACGUUAAAAGGAGUGAUCUACUUAAAUACGGCACUAUUCUCCAUUUUGAUGUCAGAACGGCUCACAAGCGGAUCUCACUCUCCGAAAACAACACCAAAGCAACAGUCUCAGACGACCCUGCGAACUAUCCAGAAAUUCCACAUCGUUUUUCUGUUUGUUCCCAGGUGCUCUGCACAAAGGGUUUCUCUCAGGGCCGUCAUUACUGGGAGAUCAAAAUGAGCAGUAACAACUUCUGCGGAUUAGGACUUGCAUAUGGAAAAAUAGACCGCAAGGGUCCCUCUAGCCGUCUGGGCCGUAAUGCAGAAUCCUGGUGUGUAGAAUGGUUUAACGUCAAGCUUUCUGCAUGGCACAACAGCUUUGAGACGGUGUUGGAGAAUCCAAAUCCAAGCCGUGUUGGCAUCUUGCUGGACUGCGAUCAGGGAAGUGCAACAUUCUAUAAUGUGCAGGAUCGUGCGUACCCCUUUCACACGUUUGUGUUCCCUUUUACUGAGGCUGUGUAUCCAGCUUUCUGGAUUUUUUCAAAUGGUUCCUCUGUCUCUCUGUGCAAGCUCAAUAACUGAAUCAAUGAAAGCCAAGGUGGUCAGUUAAUUGAUGUUUACUUCAUCCUUGGCUGUCUGAAAGUCAAGCUAAAAUAUCAAGCUUCAAAAGACAUCCUAAAAUAUACCCACGGAGGACUGUUUAUGUAUUAAGCACAUUUUCGAUUUCGCAAGGUUUGUUCUUGUGCAUCCAGCAAGCACUGUUUAGCUGCUGUUGAUUGCUAUUAAUGUCCUCUAUGUGUACUGGUUGUUUAAAAAAAACACAACUCCUUCCAAUUAAUAUCAAUUUGUUUUGAGCUUUCAAUAAAUGGAUAAAAAACUAUGUAUAUAGAGGAUGUUUAUGGAUGUUUCCCAGUUAUAGGUUGCAGCUGGAAGGGAUUCUGCUGCGUAAAAUAUAUGCUGGAUAAGUUGGCGGUUCAAUCCACUGUGGCAACCCCAGAUUCAUAAAGGGAGUAAGCCAAAAAGAAAAUGAAUGAAUGAAUGAUGUAAAUAGUUGAUUUGUCAUGUCAAUGGACAUGAAACAAGAUUGAUAUGUUGAUAUUUAAUCAAUUGUGUCAAUGAAAGAUAACCUUCAUAGGAGUGACAGGGUGUUUGCUGCAAUAAAGACUUGCUCUGUUUGUUAAAUGACCAACCAAAUAAAGUUAAACAAAAUAUGUAUUUAGGUUGAAAUUAGGUAAACGGAACAAGGCUGUAUCAGCGUAAUUCUGACCUAAUUAUAUGUCAACAGUUUGUGAGAAUAUUUAACAGGCACCACACAAACACAUUUGUCCAAGACUUACAUGAUUAUUAUGAAUAUAAACAUGAAUAUUAUGCAGAGACGAUAAAUAAAUGCUUAAGUUGUUGAUCAUUGCAUACAUUUUGUUUGCAAAUGGGACUAUAUUUAAUCUUAGUUUGCUAUCACAUGGUCAAAGUCUAUCUCUAGUGUACUAAAUAUACUGUUGUCUUGUUUCCUGAGCAAAGUUAGCUCCAGUUAGAUCUUUUUUAGGCAUGUGAAAAUCAGUCACAAUGUUAAGGUGAAGAAAUCAUUUUGGAAUAUCAGUAGCCAUUUGUACCUGUAAACCAAAUAAAUCAAUUGUAAAAAAAAAUGUUGAAAUGUUGUGUAGUCACAUAGUCUUAAGAGACCAAUCCAAAUUUUGCUGAAAACUCAGUUUUUCUCUCGUUCUCUGUUGUAUUUAUAAAAAAAACUUGUAGUUUCAAUUAGGAGGGAAUGACUUGAUCUUUUGAAAUGUUGGUUGUUAAUGUAUGCAGUUUUAUGUGGUUUGUGCUGAACAAUAAAAGGUGAAAAAUAACAACGAA